CCUAGUGGUGGGUAAGUAACAGAGAAAGAGGGUCCCCUAUGGUGAGGGUGGUUGGGGUCUUAUUUUGCAAUACCACCUCAGAUUAGUACCAAUAUGUUGGUCUCAUACUUGUCCUCUUCAUUCAUGGCAAGCUUACAAAAAUAUGUACAACAACAAAAAUAACUCCGCUGACCACCACAAGUUAUUUUCUUCAAUGACUAGUCCUAGAAUCUCCUUCUCUAAUGACUUCAUCGAUUUAUCUCAACAACAACAUCAUCAACAUAUUAUGAAGAAUGAUACAACGUCCUACUACAGAGAUGCUCCUGUUUCCUCUGACUUUGAAUUCUCCGUCGCUAAUCAUUCUAUGAUUACUGGUGCUGACGAGCUUUUCUCUAAGGGUAGGCUUUUGCCUUUCAAAGAGAAGAAGACGACUACUACUACUACUACUACUUCUACUUCUACUACUACUCUAAGAGAUGAGCUCCUUAAUAAUGACGAAGAUGAUUUUACUUUGAGGAUACCCAAAAGUAGUAGUAGUUCUACUAGGUGGAAAGGUCUACUUGGCCUGAAAAAAUCUCAUAUUGGGUCCAAGAAAAAUGAAGAGAAGAGGUCUGACGAGCUAGUUCACAACAAUUCCCGGGAAGCAUACAAUGGUUCUGGUACUGGAUCCAGUUGUAGAGACAUGGAGUUUCGUUUUAAUUGAUAUUGUCUGCAGUGGACAUAACAAAGAUUUUAACAAGGUAUUUGGGAUGAAAAGGCUUCUGUUUUUUUUGGGAGAAUCAUACAGAUUCUGAUUUAUAUUAAUUACAAGCCUUGGAUUCGUUUGUCCUAUGGUGUUCUUUCGUUUCAAUCAACUGUUAAAUAUGUACUGGUAGUAGAAUUUGGGGGGUUUUAGAAAAUUGGCAAAUGAGAUUGUUGAAUCAUAAUUUUCAUCUCAAAAUUUCCAGAUGAAAUGACAGCUAUAGUGCAUUGCGGCUCUAUAAAUGAUUGAUGAUUGAGAAGGCGACCCCCAGGCCACUGCCCCUUUUCCAUCGCA
Messenger RNA from Nicotiana attenuata, 1015 nucleotides. RefSeq lists its product as uncharacterized. The record is from RefSeq and is a predicted model, not a curated record. Bases 143 to 682 code for a protein of 179 amino acids. The transcript is spliced from 2 exons. Lineage: Eukaryota; Viridiplantae; Streptophyta; Magnoliopsida; Solanales; Solanaceae.